AUGGACCUUGAGUAUAAUUCCCUCGGCGAUGGUCUCAGGGAACGUUUGAAUGCCUUCUUCGGUCGGCGGGAUCACUUUAUAGAGGUGAACCCGGGUCGAGUUGUUAUGCCCAAAUCGUUCGCCGAUCUUGGCGAUUCGAUCCGUGCAUUGCCGAUCCGCUCGAACGAUGUGUGGUUGAUGUCUUUCCCAAGGGCCGGAUCAACCUGGGCACAAGAGAUGGUGUGGCUGCUCGGUAACAAUCUCGACUAUGAUGCGGCCCGCAAUCAAAUGCAGCAAGUGCGUACACCGCUGCUCGAGCUGUCGGCCAUCUUUUCGGACGAUCGUAGCGUCGAAGACACCGUGACCCGACACGAGAAAAUAGAUUCGGUACAAUGUGUCGAUCAGAUGGUUGGAAGACGCUUCAUUAAAUCACAUCUACCAUGGCAGCUACAUCCCCGCGAGAUGGACAACGUGCGUCCAAAGAUCAUCUACGUGGUGCGAAAUCCCAAGGAUCUUUGCGUCUCUUACUACUACUACUGUCAGCUAAUCCAUCGGUCUGAAGGUACAUUCGAAGAGCUUUGUGACAUCUUCCUAGCAGAUCUGGCUCCGAUCGGACCGAUGUGGGCUCAUGCAUUAGCUUUCUGGAAGCGGCGCAAUCAGGACAAUAUACUCUUCUUGAAGUACGAGGAUAUGAAGCGUAACUUGCCAGUGGUGAUACGCCGAUGCGCUGAAUUUCUCGAUUUUGGUCGCGAACUGACAGACGACGAGGUGCAAAGGAUGUGUGAUCACCUUCAAUUCGAACGGAUGCAACGUAAUCCCGCCGUCAAUCUAGAACCGCUUAUGAAAGACUCGCCAAUCAUGCAGAGUGAUGCUGGUAUGAAAUUUAUUCGCAAAGGCGAAAUUGGUGACUGGAAAAACCAUAUGGAUGCUGCAUUGUCUGCAAGAUUUGACGCCUGGAUAGAGGAACAUUUCGGAGGGACUGGUUUGGAGUUUGAUUAUGAAUGA
Molecule: messenger RNA, 984 nt
Organism: Anopheles marshallii
Lineage: Eukaryota; Metazoa; Arthropoda; Insecta; Diptera; Culicidae
Gene: St2
Product: luciferin sulfotransferase
Exons: 2
Coding region: 1-984 (327 amino acids)
Biological process (GO): sulfation
Cellular component (GO): cytoplasm
Molecular function (GO): sulfotransferase activity
Source: RefSeq, a predicted model, not a curated record